Aspergillus costaricaensis CBS 115574 is the source of this 3084-nucleotide messenger RNA. RefSeq names its product bifunctional cytochrome P450/NADPH--P450 reductase. The transcript is spliced from 6 exons. Lineage: Eukaryota; Fungi; Ascomycota; Eurotiomycetes; Eurotiales; Aspergillaceae. The coding region runs from base 1 to 3084 and encodes 1027 amino acids. Gene Ontology annotation, cellular component: cytosol. Gene Ontology annotation, molecular function: aromatase activity; iron ion binding; FMN binding. The record is from RefSeq and is a predicted model, not a curated record.
AUGAAAGACGCCGAGCGCAUUCCCGGACCUAAACCCCUGCCAGUUGUGGGAAACCUGUUGGACAUCGACCCGGAGCAUGGUCUGCAAUCCAUUAUUGCAUUCGCGGAUAAAUACGGACCCCUCUUUCAGAUCACUAUCAACGGUGAGAAGCAGAUCUUCGCGACUAGCCAGGCCCUGGUAGAUGAGCUCUGCGACGAAUCGCGCUUCCACAAGGCCGUAGUGACUGGCCUCGAGAUUUUACGAUUACUGGCCCACGAUGGCCUCUUCACAGCCUACCAUGGAGAGCGCGGCUGGGGGAUUGCUCACCGGAUUCUGGUGCCUGCCUUUGGCCCCCUACGUAUUCGGAACAUGCUCGACGAUAUGAGCGACGUAGCGCAACAAUUGUGUUUGAAGUGGGCGCGCCAAGGAGGUUCAACCAGUAUCAAUAUCACCGAAGACUUCACACGCCUCACUCUAGACACUAUUGCCCUCUGCACGAUGAGUUUCCGGCUGAACAGCUUCUACAACAACGAGACCAUGCACCCGUUUGUUCAAUCCAUGAUGCACGUCCUGAAGGAAGCCGAUGUCCAGGCUAAUCUUCCCGGGAUUGCAAAUUCAAUUCGUAUCUCGGCACAGCGGCGCAUGCAUAAGAACAUCGAGGCGAUGAGGACCAUGGCUCGCGGCAUCAUCCAGGAGCGCAGAAAGAACAAAAAUCCAGUUAAUGACAUCCUGAACACGCUCUUGAACGGGAGGGACCCAGUCACUGGAGAAGGCAUGAGUGAUGACUCAAUCAUCGACAAUGUCAUCACCUUUUUGAUUGCUGGCCACGAAACAACUUCAGGCCUGCUCUCGUUCACGUUCUUUUUUUUGUUCCAACACCCCCACAUCUUGAAGAAGGCCCAGGAAGAAGUCGACGAGACUGUCGGCCUGGCCCAGAUCUCUGCGCAACACCUCGCAGAGCUUCCGUAUAUCGAUGCCAUAUUAAAAGAGAGUCUGCGCUUGAUGCCUACUGCCCCUGGCUUCGCCGUCACUCCAAAGAAGACAGAGGUUCUGGGCGGGAAAUGGAUGAUCAAUGCCGGUCAACCCGUCAAUGUCCUACUGCCUGCCUGUCUACGGGAUCAGAGUGUCUUCGGACCCGACGCAGACGAGUUCCGCCCUGAACGCUGCAUUGGCAGGGCUUUUGCUUGGCAAGAAGCCCAACUCGUGGUUGCCAUGAUUCUACAAACGUUUGAUUUGGUGCCAGAUGACCCGUCCUACCAGCUGCGCAUCAAAGAGACUCUCACCAUUAAGCCAGAUGGAUUUCGGGUCCGUGCCACACUGCGCCGCGGUCAGACUGCCACUGGGCUAUCUCGACGUAGCAUGUUAGUGGCGAGGGAUGGGAGCUCAGGGGAGUCGUCAAAUCAUCCCGCCGAGGCCCGCGGAGACCACGCACCAGCAAGAGGGCAGCCGGUUUCCUUCUUCUACGGCUCUAACAGCGGAACAUGCAAAGCCCUCGCCCACCAGUUAGCAUCGAAUAUGAUGUCCCGCGGAUAUACUACCCAGAAGCUGGCUCCGCUAGAUAAUGCCGUCGACAACCUACCGAGAGAUCAGCCAGUCAUCAUUCUAACAACCACGUACGAUGGGCAGCCCACAGAUGAUGCGAAGAAGUUUGUCGCCUGGCUCGAAGCUGGCAAUGUUCCGUCUCUCCAGAGUAUAUCUUACGCUUUAUUCGGCUGCGGCCAUCAUGACUGGACUCAAACUUUCUAUCGCAUCCCCAUCUUAAUUGAUGACCUGAUGCACAAGGCCGGCGCCACACGCCUUGCGCCACGAGGUGCAGCUAAUGCGGCAGUCAGUGAUCUCUUCUCGGAUCUGGAAGCAUGGGAAGAAACAAGUCUGCUGCCCGCUCUUAGAGAGAACUUUCUCCCAUCCAACAGCACCGACUUCGAUCCGCUCAACCCCCACCAGAUACAGCUCAGCCUCAGUAAGCCCAGGAGGGUGGACCUGCACAAGGGUCUUAUAGAGGCAAAAGUGACUGCUGUCCGAGUCUUAACUAGCCCCGACACGCCGGAGAAGCGACAUCUGGAAUUUUGCUUCCAGGGCGACACCAGCUUGCGACCAGGUGAUCAUCUCAAUGUUCUCCCAGUCAAUCCACCCAGCACAGUCUCGCGGGUCCUGGCGCAAUUCAACCUCGCACCGGAUUACAACAUCACAGUCAAUUCAUUCAACACACUUGGUCUCCCCCAAGCCACACCUGUGUCGGCAUCCGAGCUAUUUAGCUCGUACGUAGAGCUAUGCCAACCAGCGACACGGAAUAACCUCAAAGCACUCAUUGCAGCCACACAAUCAUUUCCAGACAAACAAGAAUUGAACCGCCUGUAUGAUUCAUACGAAUUCAUAGUCCGGGACAAACGCGUCUCAGUGUUGGAUCUCCUUGAACAGUUCCCCUCUAUCUCCCUUCCUAUCGCCGCUUUUAUCUCCAUGCUCCCAGCUCUCCGCGUCCGGACAUAUUCUUUAUCAAUGGCUCCCUCGUUCAAACCAUCCCACAGCUCGCUCACCUUCUCCGUGAUCAACGAGCCAGCAUGGCGCGGCAGUGGACAGCAUCUGGGCGUCGCAUCGAACUACCUUGCAUCGCUCACAUCAGGGUCCAUUUUUUACUUCUCUCCACGACCAGCCAAGGAGUCUUUCCAUCUUCCGAAUGACCCUUCCAGCACACCUAUUAUCAUGGUCUGCGCGGGCAGCGGUCUAGCCCCUUUCCUUAGCUUUAUACAAGACCGAAUGGUCUUGAAACAGCAGUACAAACCACUCGCGAAGGCAUUGCUGUUCUUUGGCUGCCGUGGGCGCUCCUUGGAUGACCUUUACCAUGAAGAAUUAUCUGAGUUUGAAGCUGCGGGUGUGGUUGGGAUUCGGAGAGCAUACAGUAAAACUCCGGAUUUCGACAUAGCCAAAGGAUGUCGAUAUGUGCAACAUCGACUGGUAACGGAAGGUCAAGCCAUCCUGUCUCUUUGGUCACAGAAUGCUAUAAUCUAUGUCUGCGGCUCGACGAACAUGGCCAAGGGGGUCGAGGCCGUGUUACAGAAUAUGUUAGGCCCUUUGCCAAAGGAGCGAUAUGUUACGGAGAUCUUUUGA